Messenger RNA from Brassica napus (rape), 582 nucleotides. RefSeq names its product protein PHLOEM PROTEIN 2-LIKE A10-like. The coding region runs from base 1 to 582 and encodes 193 amino acids. The transcript has a single exon. NCBI's taxonomy places the organism in Eukaryota, Viridiplantae, Streptophyta, Magnoliopsida, Brassicales, Brassicaceae. The record is from RefSeq and is a predicted model, not a curated record.
AUGGAUUUAGUAUUAGGCAAAAAGGGUUUAGAUUUUGCUCUAAGACACAAGAAGUGGAUUCUACUUGCACUAAUAAGUGGUUAUGGUGCUUUCAGAGUUUAUCAUUCUCCUUCCAUUUCCCAGAAAAGAAAGCGAAUCUCUAAGCUCUUUACUCUUCUUCUCAACCUCGUCGAAGCAGCAACACAUUCCGCCGAAGCGGUUAACAUAAUCUCAAAGGAUCUAACGGCGUUUCUCGGCUCCGAUUCGAAUCAAAUCCCAAACAGCUUGAAACAGAUUUCCAAAAUCGCCAAAUCGGAUGAGCUCAAUUCUUCUUUGACCAGAUUCACACAAGCCGUAACCGUUGGGUUACUCAGAGGAUGCCGGUCAGAUUCCGGAUCGGGUUUCACGGACCGGGUUAUGGAUAAGCUGUUCACGAAAUCAGGGUCCGGUUUUGCGUCUGCGAUCGUUGGUAGCUUCGCUAGAAACUUAGUCGUCGCGGCGAAAUUCUCUGGUUCGAAAUUGCUCGACGCGGUUUGCUCCGACGACGGGAGAAAACUAAUCGGCGAUUGCGUUCAGCGUUUCGUUGUAAGCUCAAGAUUGUGA